Molecule: messenger RNA, 1455 nt
Organism: Ilex paraguariensis (yerba mate)
Lineage: Eukaryota; Viridiplantae; Streptophyta; Magnoliopsida; Aquifoliales; Aquifoliaceae
Source: the annotation of a GenBank genome assembly
AUGGCAACGUCUAUAUCCCCAUAUUUUAAGCCUUUCGAUACUCGAGGCCCAAUGGGUGUACUAACUGUUCUUGGAGGGAGAGUAUUGAUGGAGAAUAAUCACUUGGGAAGAGUAAGCUCCCUGAAGGUGUUUGAGGAAAAUAAUGGGUUGUCAGGUGUUAACCAAAAGGUUGCUUCAAAUUGGGCUCAGAUUAAAUGUUCAGCCAACUCUCACAGUGUCAAUCAGUAUCAUAAUAAAGACCCAUUUCUGAAUUUGCACCCAGAAAUUUCAAUGCUUAGAGGUGGAGAGGGGAACAACACGGUGCCUAAUCCGAGGCAGGAUAGUGCAAGUGGGAGUGUCACCGAGAGCUUAAGAGAUUCGUCGAGUUCAAGUAAUUACAAUGAGGCUAGGAUAAAGGUUAUUGGUGUUGGAGGCGGUGGGUCAAAUGCAGUUAAUCGUAUGAUAGAGAGUUCUAUGAAGGGUGUGGAGUUCUGGAUUGUUAAUACUGAUAUUCAAGCGAUGAAAAUGUCACCUGUGUUUCCUGAGCAUCGGUUACAGAUUGGUCAAGAGCUUACCAGGGGACUUGGCGCUGGUGGGAACCCAGAUAUUGGCACGAAUGCUGCGAAAGAAAGCAAAGAAGCCAUAGAGGAUGCAGUUUAUGGUGCAGACAUGGUCUUUGUGACUUCUGGAAUGGGUGGAGGAACGGGCACUGGUGGGGCUCCUGUAAUUGCAGGGAUUGCAAAGUCAAUGGGUAUCUUGACUGUUGGUAUUGUAACAACACCCUUUUCUUUUGAGGGACGACGGAGAGCAGUUCAAGCCCAAGAAGGAAUUGCAGCUCUGAGAGAAAAUGUUGACACCCUGAUUGUCAUUCCAAACGACAAGUUACUAACUGCAGUGUCCCCAUCUACUCCAGUAACAGAAGCAUUUAACCUGGCUGAUGAUAUUCUUCGACAAGGGGUUCGUGGUAUCUCUGAUAUAAUUACGAUUCCGGGACUAGUGAAUGUUGAUUUUGCUGAUGUGCGAGCUAUUAUGGCCAAUGCAGGUUCAUCAUUAAUGGGAAUAGGAACUGCAACAGGUAAGACCAGGGCCAGAGAUGCUGCAUUAAAUGCCAUUCAAUCACCUUUGUUAGAUAUUGGUAUAGAGAGGGCUACUGGAAUUGUGUGGAAUAUAACUGGUGGCAGUGAUCUAACCUUGUUUGAGGUAAAUGCUGCAGCAGAGGUCAUAUAUGACCUUGUCGAUCCAACUGCCAACUUAAUAUUUGGAGCUGUGAUAGAUCCCUCGCUGACUGGCCAAGUCAGUAUUACUCUAAUUGCCACUGGAUUCAAACGCCAAGAAGAAAGUGAUGGAAGAACCAUCCAGGCAAAUCAGCUAGCCCAGGGAGAUGUCACCCGGCGACCAUCAUUCACAGAAGGUGGUUCAGUGGAGAUCCCGGAGUUUCUCAGGAAGAAGGGACGCUCACGCUAUCCAAGAGCCUGA